Molecule: messenger RNA, 3762 nt
Organism: Striga asiatica
Lineage: Eukaryota; Viridiplantae; Streptophyta; Magnoliopsida; Lamiales; Orobanchaceae
Source: the annotation of a GenBank genome assembly
AUGGCGGUGGAGUCGUCAAUAUCCGUGAUGGAUUCUCUGUUGGAGAAGCUCAAGCUCGAUGAUCCGUGGGUCCCACCCAGAUCUUGGGAUUCCCUCCCUUACCAGUCCGGCGCUCCCUCUCGGCCGCCCUCUCAAUCUUCGCCGCCUCUCUACGCUACUUCAACUGUCUCUGUAAUUACGUGCUUUCCGUCUUCCCUUCCCUCUUGUUCUAAAUGGAUGCCUUUUGUUUUGCAUCUAGCUCUCGCUCAUGGAAUUGACAUGGAGGAGCCCAGUUUGGUGAGGUUGGCAAUGAAUGCUCUCCAAGGUGUGGAAUCAGCUUUGACAUCCAUUGAAAAACUCUCAUCAGUACUUCGUUAUAGUUCUGCAGACAGAACUUCUCAUCGGAUUCCCAAUUUCUGGACCCGUUGUUCAAGUAAUGUUAUUGUAGGAAAUGUGCUUACUUCCAUUGGCCAGUCUGGUUGCAUAAUAUUCCUCCUCCGCAGAUUUGUCAGUUACUUCACAAAUCCCAAUUUCAUUGGACCAAGAGAGCUCGAGGAAACAGUAAAAAGUGAUUCCUGUGAAGGACAGUGUACCCCACCACAUUUCAGUUUGAUCAAUCAGGCAUUUGCCAUUUCUGUUGGAAAAGUCAUUGAUGGUUAUGCAUCUGCUCUGAAUACAUUGUCUGAAUCUGUUAGCCUGAGGCGUUGCUUAAAGGCUAACAAUGGAGGCUGUUUUACUAGUAUUGGGGAUUCAGAAGUUACACUGUUGGAGAUGUACCUUCACACCAUGGGAUUGAGGACUCAAAUUGAAACCCUUGGAAAUUUAUGCAAUGUUAAUCAUCUCACUGAUGGCUUUCCUGAGUGGUCUUUAGAAGACUUGAGGACUAAAGCAGACUCAGAGUUCACUGUCUUCCCAAGAAGUGGUGCUUUACUCUCUUUCUUAUAUGCUCAGCUAAAGGUUGCCGAUCCUGCCCAUUCAGCGCUCCUCAAGUUCCUCUUUCUCAAGUGCUAUGAACCAUAUUCUUAUUUUAUUAGGUCAUGGAUCUAUGAUGGUGUAUUUAGUGACCCUCACCAUGAAUUUGCUGUGGAAUGUGUCAGCAAUAUUUCUAUUCAUGCGUUGGGUGACCCUGGAAUACCUUCUGGUUCUCCUUUGCCAAUUAUUCAGGUACGGGAUGGAGCUACUGUGCCUUUCUUUCUUGAAGAGUGCCUAGUUCCACUUUGUAGAACUGGUCAACAGCUUCAAGUGAUAUUGAAAUUGCUUGAGUUUUCCAGUAAUGUUGGUGCAUGUGAUACUCAUCAGGAGAUCCUCCCAACUUUGGUUGGUUUGUCCAGUGAAUAUCCAUGGUUUGCAUUUCCACUCUCAUUUGACAAAAGAACUGUUGAAAAUAUGGUAUUUGCCAGAGACUGUUAUUACCAGAGAAUGCUGGAAAAGAUUGAAAACAUAUUAGUGAAGUUGGAUUUUGGUUCUCAACAGGCUGCACCAGGUGUUGCAUUGAGACUUUCGAACAAUCUCAGCCGCCAAGUAUCUUUUGUUGAGGAUGAAAACUUGAGUCCGCUACCAAGUGUUAGAAGAGAUCCUAAUGUGCCUGAGGAUAUCAUGGGUUCUGAGACGUCAAGCAUCAUGGAUGAGUCUCCCGCUGAAGAUCUCUUGGAGUCAUCUGAAUGCUCAUCCUCGGAAAGCUCCGAGGAGGCAGAUGAAGCUGAAGAGGUGCUUUCAAUGUCUCCGUAUCCAAUGCCUAGUUAUCUAUCUGCAUUGGAUUUUUCGUUGACUUUGUCUGCUGACCAAAAAAUGCAAAAUUUCAACCAAAGUGAUAUCUCAUGCUCUAUGAAAGACCUACCAUUCAAAAGAAACAGGAAAUCUGGUUAUGCUGCAUAUCAUUCCUAUAAACAAGCAUGCUUUGGGACUACUGAGCAAAAACCCUUUCUAGCUCUUGAAAACCAGGUUUCGAGUACUGUGGAUGAUCUUUAUCUUUUAUACGAUCACCAUACCAAUCAGGGAAAAUAUGAUACAUGGUCACUUGUACCUGAUAGGGGAUUGGAGCUGAACAUGGAUUAUGGAUUGCUAAAAAGUGACUCAAAUGACCCUGAAAAUGCCUCCAACGUCUGUGUCGGCAGUGCUGGUCAGCGUCAUUGUCUAACACGCGCUUCCCUGAGAACAUUUGAUUUGCAUUUUUCCUAUCUGAAAUAUGAUUCUACAUAUUUCAGUAAGAACCCAACACUAAAUAGAGAUUCUUUUGGUAUUCCGCGAACUAUGCUUGGAGAAAGUGGCCAUGCAAGUUUUAUGAACUCUCACUUUGACUUCACUUCUGUAGAAGAUCCGCUGAGAACAUGUGCAGUGAAAUUAGCUGGUGAUCAGGGACUCCCAUUAAAGAAUGAAGUUCCUCAAAUAACUGAAAUUCCUACUGCUUCUGUUCAUACUAGCAACACUGCCAGCAUAGUGGACCAGAAUGAUGCUGUUAUGGAGAAUGAUGCCAAAUUGUGCAUUGAUGGUUUAUCUCUGCAUAAAAGGGAUAGUGAUGGAGAGUCGCUGUCCCAAAAUGCUACUGGUGGCAGUGCUUGGGAGAGCUUGCUUGGUAGAUCUCAAAAGAGUGUCAGCAGAACCGUAAGAGACCCCAGAACUUUAUUGGUAUCAGGAGCUGAUAUGCCGCUGGAUUUUGUCAUUAGAAGAUGUGUGUUGGAUGAGAUUUCACUGCAAUAUAAAUAUGUUAGCAAGCUGGCCAUCAAGUUGCUCACAGAAGGAUUCAAGUUGCAAGAACACCUGCAGUCGUUGCGGUGUUAUCAUUUCAUGGAAGUAGCGGACUGGGUUGAUCUAUUUAUCAUGUCACUUUGGCAUCAUAAAUGGCAUGUUAGUGAAGUGAAUAAAAGGAUCCCUGAGAUUCAGGGGGUUCUUGAGUUGGCAGUCCAGAGCUCUUCAUGUGAAGGAGACCCUAAUAAGGAUCGUUUAUAUGUGUACCUGAAAGGAGAUGGAAACAGACAUCUAGCUGCUUCUGCCAAGGGAAUCCAUUCCUUCAAUUUUCUGGGUUUGGGUUACCGAAUCAAUUGGCCUGCCAGUAUAAUUCUGACUCCUGUUGCGUUGGAAAUAUAUUCUGAGAUAUUUAAUUUCUUGAUACAAGUCAAGCUUGCCAUUUUCUCCCUGAGUGAUGCCUGGGCCUUAUUGAAGGGUUAUCAGGUCAAACCACAGAAAGGAACAGUACAGCAAAUUCCAAUAUUAACUGAUACAAGGCACAAGGUUAAUCAUUUCGUGUCUGCAUUGCAGCAAUACGUCCAAUCACAAUUAUCCCAAGUAUCCUGGUUCAGGUUUCUAGACUCUCUUAAUCACAAGGUCAAAGAUAUGUUGGAUCUGGAGUCCGUCCAUAUGUCAUAUUUGACUGAGUCCCUUCACAUAUGCUUUUUAUCCAAUGAAACACGGUCCAUUGCAAGAAUUAUCCAAAACAUCUUGCAGUGUGCAAUGGAUUUUCAGUCUUGUUUGACCAGGAGCCUACUGUGUGCUGGAUCUAAUGAUGAAAAGUCACCGAUUAAAUAUUCUCACGUCGACAUCUCUCAGGUUCACACCAUAAGAAAUGCAUUCAACAAGAACCUGGAGGAUUUAUACCUAAUAUACCUGCAGUCACCUAAACAUGACGAAUUUGGGCUUUGUCGUUUUUGGGAUUAUCUUAACUAUAAUGAUUACUAUUCGGGGCUAAUGAGUAAACAAGACGUGCCACUAAGUGGAGUUGCGAAUAUUGUUCUUCGUCAUGGGUUUCUUUUAAAGGACAAGGGCCUCGACAACGUUCCGUCUCCAUAG